Silurus meridionalis is the source of this 1944-nucleotide messenger RNA. It is a transcript of the gene nocta, whose product is annotated as nocturnin a. The record is from RefSeq and is a predicted model, not a curated record. Gene Ontology annotation, biological process: circadian rhythm. NCBI's taxonomy places the organism in Eukaryota, Metazoa, Chordata, Actinopteri, Siluriformes, Siluridae. The transcript has 3 exons. The coding region runs from base 191 to 1489 and encodes 432 amino acids. Gene Ontology annotation, molecular function: poly(A)-specific ribonuclease activity.
GUCUCUAGGGGAAUGAUGAAACUGAGUAGAGCAGUACCGGCUUUACUGCGCCGGGGUUCGUGAACAGAAACAGUUUCAGUCCAAAUAAAUAUAUUUUAUUGGUUUAUAUUCGGUCGGUUUUUGUGGGUUACGGGAUUAUAAAGCUGUGUAUUUAGCUGGUGUUUUUGUGCUCUAUGAGAGCUGAGUUAUAAUGUAUCCGGUAAGGCGCUGCUCCUCACAUCUGGCCGCGCUUUGCCUCUCAUCGCUGGGGUCCGCUCCCACACCCGCCGCUGAGCUGAAACACGGGCUCUCCCUGAGAUCAGGUCCCUCAGUGAGCCGCUGUGGACAAGCUUCCUGUACCGCACCGAGGCCGCUGAAACCCAGCCGCUCAUCUCCAUCACUACACGUGAGUCAGAUGGGGAGCAGCAGUGUCCGAUUCUUCACUUCUUUAGCUCAGCCUAUGAGCAGCACACCCCUGGAGCACACACACCCUGACGCCGAGGGGAGCGACUCGGAGCAGGUCGAGCCCGAGGCGCUGCUGCGGGAGUGCGAGGAGGUCCUGAGGACGCGACCGCCGCGGCCGCAUCGAGACUUCGUCAGGACCAGGGCCAGCGCCGCACACAACCCGCAGAUCCGCGUCAUGCAGUGGAACAUUCUAGCACAAGCUCUGGGCGAGGGCAAGGACGGUUUCGUUCGCUGCCCGAUGGAGGCGCUAAACUGGGCCGAGAGGAAGUACCUGAUCCUGGAGGAGAUACUGACCUACAGACCAGACAUUGUGUGUCUUCAGGAGGUGGACCACUACUACGACACCUUUCAGCCCAUGAUGUCCAGUCUGGGCUACCAGAGCAGCUUCUGCCCCAAGCCGUUCUCUCCGUGCCUGGACGUCCGCGGCAACAACGGCCCUGACGGCUGCGCCCUGUUCUUCAGCCGCGAACGCUUCCGUCUGCUCGGCGUCCAUCACCUACAUCUGUCUGCCUUGGCGCUCAAGACCAACCAGGUGGCCGUAGCGGCUACGCUACAGUGUCAGGUGACGGGGCGGGCCUUGUGCGUCGUCGUGACACACCUGAAAGCGAGGAGUGGCUGGGAGAGCUUCCGUGGAGCCCAGGGCGCCAACCUUCUGCAGCAGCUCGAGGCCAUCUUGAGCGCACAACAGGAAGCAGCCGUGCCUUUGAUGGUGUGCGGGGAUUUUAACGCCGAGCCUGGAGAGGAGGUUUACCGCCGCUUUCUGAACUCCCCGCUCGGCCUCGAUAGCGCGUACAGGGCCCUGAGCGCCGACGCCGUCACCGAGCCGUCCUACACCACCUGGAAGAUCCGCCCGAGCGGAGAGAGCCGAGCCACGCUCGACUACGUGUGGUACUCGCACCACGGCUUCACCGCCGACGCCGUUCUCAGCAUGCCUACUGAGGAGCAGAUCGGCCCUGACCGCCUGCCCUCAUACCACUAUCCAUCAGACCAUCUCUCACUCGUCUGCGACUUCAGCUUCAUCCAGGAGCCCCACAGGCUCAUGUGACCUGCCAACUGGGCAACUUCGAACAUUCCAAAACCUUUUUUCCCCGAAGCGGUAGAAGGUCUUCACGUACCUCACACGAGCGCCACAAAUACAGGCCCGAGGACGAAAAACGUCAGUGUCCUCUAGGCUUCCUGAAUGUUCUGUGCAAUAACGUUUUAAUUUAUUAUUUUGGCAGCGUGGCGGAUCUCAGGACAGAUGGUUCAGACGAUGUUUUCUUUAACUAUAUGCUGUAAUUUGUUAAGAAAAAAAAGUAUUAUUUAACACGCACACUGUUUAUUCUUCUAACGAGUUCUAUUUAAAACGAAUUGCUUGAUUUAUCAAACGAUCGGAGGGAAGUUUCACCUGCGACGUCAUUAACCAGCGAAAAAAAGAAUUCCUGCACCUUUCAAACGCACCGAUUUCAUUAUGUUCCAAUGACAAAAUGAAAACUGCACCAUUAAAGAUUUUAUACCACA